UAGGCGAUGGGAUUCUCGAUCCGACGAUUCUCCAUCAGCCCAGCCCCAGCAUGGAAAAUGAAAACUUCCCUUAAUAAAUAAGCCCACGGCCCCACACUCAGCUGUCCAUUCUUGAAUUCAUCUCUCUCUCUCUCUCUCACACUGUGCACAAACCCAGAAAACCAGAGAACCACGAGCAAACCAAAGCUAAGAUGCAGAUCUUCGUCAAGACCCUCACUGGUAAGACCAUCACUCUCGAGGUCGAGAGCAGCGAUACCAUCGACAACGUCAAAGCCAAGAUUCAGGACAAGGAAGGCAUUCCUCCUGAUCAACAGAGACUGAUUUUUGCUGGAAAACAAUUGGAAGAUGGUAGAACAUUGGCUGAUUACAACAUCCAAAAGGAGUCGACUCUUCACCUGGUUUUGAGGCUUAGGGGAGGAACUAUGAUCAAAGUGAAGACCCUCACUGGGAAAGAGAUUGAAAUUGAUAUAGAACCAACUGAUACCAUUGAUCGGAUCAAGGAAAGAGUUGAGGAGAAAGAAGGAAUUCCUCCAGUGCAGCAAAGGCUUAUUUAUGCUGGUAAGCAGCUUGGAGAUGACAAGACAGCUCGUGACUACAAUAUUGAGGGUGGCUCCGUGCUUCAUCUUGUGCUUGCUCUCAGAGGUGGCAGUAUUUAGAUAUUGAUUUUAGUAUCAGGAUACAUCUAAUUGGUGACGUUUUGUUGCAAAUUAAUACUUAAUGGACAUAUUUUUAUUGGGUUGUGGUGUGUGGAUAAACAUGUUCUGAUCAACUCUUAUACAGAUGGAAUUGUGCAUUUGUCUUUAACUAAACUAUCUUCUGUUGUCAGCUCUUCUGCUGUUAUAUAUCACUGCCUACUUUAGUUGCUA
This is a messenger RNA of Manihot esculenta (cassava), 866 nucleotides long. RefSeq names its product ubiquitin-NEDD8-like protein RUB2. Gene Ontology annotation, cellular component: cytoplasm; nucleus. Gene Ontology annotation, biological process: modification-dependent protein catabolic process; protein ubiquitination. The coding region runs from base 192 to 656 and encodes 154 amino acids. Lineage: Eukaryota; Viridiplantae; Streptophyta; Magnoliopsida; Malpighiales; Euphorbiaceae. The transcript has 3 exons. The record is from RefSeq and is a predicted model, not a curated record. Gene Ontology annotation, molecular function: ubiquitin protein ligase binding; protein tag activity.